Scleropages formosus (Asian bonytongue) is the source of this 2280-nucleotide messenger RNA. RefSeq names its product visual system homeobox 2 (gene vsx2). The record is from RefSeq and is a predicted model, not a curated record. Gene Ontology annotation, cellular component: nucleus. Gene Ontology annotation, molecular function: DNA-binding transcription factor activity, RNA polymerase II-specific; sequence-specific double-stranded DNA binding. The coding region runs from base 260 to 1411 and encodes 383 amino acids. The transcript is spliced from 5 exons. Gene Ontology annotation, biological process: regulation of transcription by RNA polymerase II. NCBI's taxonomy places the organism in Eukaryota, Metazoa, Chordata, Actinopteri, Osteoglossiformes, Osteoglossidae.
GUAACGCGUGUGUAACGUGUGUGUGCUGCGACGCGUGCGCCGUCCGUCCGUCCCCGCGCGGACCCGUUUCCUCUGGAAUUUCUCCUCGCCUCCUGGCCGCUGAUUGGCUGCCCGCUCUGACCCGCGCCGGGACGGACCUGUUGGAUAAAAAGGGAAUUUCUAGGGGAUCAUGAGCAUUUCGUAGCGGAGGGUGGGUGCACUGGGGACCAGUGUGUGUGUGGGGCGAAGAAGGACUAGGAGCUCAGUCGACACACACACCAUGACAGGUAAAGAAGGGGCCCUGCUGUCGGAGAGUGUCAGCAAAGCGAAGACAGUGUCCCCCCCGGAGGACACGGUCACGGGGGGCAACAGCCGACAGCCGUCCAAGAACGGCGGCUCACACCCUCCGCGGUGCACCGGAUUCGGCAUCCAGGAGAUCCUGGGCUUGAAUAAAGAGCCCCCCGCGGCCCCCCGCAGCGCGCUCGAGUCCUUGCCGCCCGGGGCGCACCUGCUGGCCGCCAGGUCCGUGCUCAGCCCCGCUGGCGUGGGAGUCGGCGUGGGGGUCGGGGUGGGCGUGGGGGUCGGGAUGGGAUUAAUCGGCCCUGGAGGAAUCCCCUCGUUCUACAGCCAACCCGCCUUUCUGGAGGUGCUGGACGCGCAGAAGGUUCACCUGCAGCCGCUGGACAGAGCAGCCGGAGCGCGGGAGGCCGGACAGACCCCUAGCUCAGAUUCUGAAGAUGUGUCUUCGAGUGAAAGAAAGUUAUCAAAGUCUUCAUUGAGCCAGAGCAAGAAAAGGAAGAAGAGGCGACACCGAACCAUCUUCACCUCGUACCAGCUGGAGGAGCUGGAGAAGGCCUUCAACGAGGCUCACUACCCGGACGUGUACGCUCGGGAGAUGCUGGCCAUGAAGACGGAGCUGCCGGAGGACAGGAUACAGGUCUGGUUCCAGAAUCGCCGGGCCAAGUGGAGGAAGCGGGAGAAGUGCUGGGGCCGCAGCAGCGUGAUGGCCGAGUACGGACUGUACGGCGCUAUGGUCCGCCACUCGAUACCCUUGCCCGAGUCCAUCCUCAAGUCUGCCAAGGACGGCAUUAUGGAGUCCUGUGCCCCCUGGCUCCUCGGGAUGCACAAAAAGUCCUUGGAGAGCGCAGCAGCCCAAACUGCUGGGAAGCCAGAAACUGUCCCACCACCUGUCAGCCAAAAAGCAGAUGAGCGGGAGCCUGAGGACAAGAGGGCAGAGUGCAAAUCGCCCAUUUCCAAAGAGGAACUGAGAGAGAACAGCAUCGCAGCGCUCAGGGCGAAAGCACAGGAGCACAACGCCAAGGUGCUGGGGACGGUUUCUUGCGACACGCCCGGGCGCAGGAUGGAGACAGAGUCACCCGAGGACAAGCCCAGAGAUCUGUCAAAUCCCGCUGAGGAGGAAAAGAGUCAAUAAGAUUGUCACCUUUUAAAGACAAAGGACUUUCUCAUUUUAAAAUCUUGCCGUGUCUUUGCGUUGUUCUCAAUCUCACCUGUUUCCAAGCGUACCUGGAAUUUACUUUCCGCACCGGGCAUUGCCUGGUUAUAUUUCUGUUUCAGACCCGUUUCCAUAACGACGUAAAUGUGUUUCUCACGCCUCGUCUUUCUUCGUUCUUCUUCUUGUUCGGUCAGUCAUUUUGCAGCAGUUAGCCUUCUUUUCGGGGAGAACGCCUGGAAAUAGUUAGCGCUCCAGCAGUCAUUUCACUCAAGCGGGAAAAGAAUCACUGUUCUGCAGUUUAGGAUAGAAAAUGUGGCCAUACUCUUAAUUUUUUACCAUACAGCACAUCAACACUUGUUUACUAUGGCUAGUAUACAAUUAUGUCGAAGUGGAGAUAUAGAACAUAAACUAUGUUGUUUAACCAUUACGCCAAGUGUUCAUCUCUUUCGGUGAACCAGGCCGGCAGCUACUGUAUGUAUUCCCUACAUCGCACUCGAAACAGUGACACUCUUCCCUUGUUUCGUAGUUUUACUUUCUGCGUCCCAUUCAUCGUGUCCUUGGAAACAUAUCUAGAGAAGUCGCUGUUCUGAAGGGGGCAAAAGAAAAAUAUUCAGUUCUGACAAAUACUGUAUGUAGAGGGGCAAAACAAAAAACUAUAUGUAUAAUCAAGUGUGUAAAGAACAUUUUCAUAUACUGAGAAAUAUGUGAGCAAUGGGGAAAUGCUGAAAUACAGCUUUCACAUAAAUGCUGACAACGGUUUCUGUAAAAGUAUGUGACCGAACUCAGAUAAGGUCUCAUUCUCCAGAAUAAACAGGCUCUGAAUUUCCCACAGUCUGAUGAACAUUAAA